This is a messenger RNA of Hypoxylon fragiforme, 1908 nucleotides long. RefSeq lists its product as uncharacterized. The transcript has 4 exons. The coding region runs from base 333 to 1334 and encodes 333 amino acids. NCBI's taxonomy places the organism in Eukaryota, Fungi, Ascomycota, Sordariomycetes, Xylariales, Hypoxylaceae. The record is from RefSeq and is a predicted model, not a curated record.
UGAGCUACCUGGUAGUGAACACCGACUUUGAUAUUCUCCUCUCAACGCACUUGCACCCUAUCAUUGUCUACUCACUGGCCGGUGCCAACUCUUUCCCGAUAUUAGAAAGGUUAUGCACUACCUUGUGGGACUGUAGCCUCCUUCUUUCGUCUCCCAUUAAUUUUCACAACCCGGCCAGCUAGCUUGGCCACUUUCAACCUGAGAUACCCUGACUUUCUACUUCUAUCACUUUUACCUUCUCAUACACCGUCGAUUCGGUACUUUACCAAUCCAAUCCAAACACUCUCUUUUCGUUGAAAAUCGAUUAUUCCUUCUGAGAUUUAACCACAAUCAUGAAGGUGCUAUUCACCACCAUCGCGACACUCGUCGCCCUCUUUGUAGGCCAAACCGGUGCCCAGGAUCCCGCCCUAAGUCCUUGUGCUUCUGGCUGUGUCAAUGGCGUCUUCGUGAACGCCCCCGCUAUGGGAUGUGCAUUGAAUGAUCGCCUCUGUGUCUGCGGAAAGACCACUGCGUUUACUGAUGGCAUCCGUGACUGCGUGAACCAGGUCUGCGGAGCCGAAGCCGCUGCCCAACUUCCCCUUGCCCAAACUUGGGGUACUACGGAGUGUCAAGCUGCGUCUGCUGCUGCUGCCUCUCCUGCUGCGCCGACCACAGAGGUUGCUGCUCCUGCACCCACCACGGAGGCAGCGCCAGCGACGGCUCCGACCACUACUGCUACAGAGGCAGCCGCGACGUCAGCUACGACCAGUCUGCCAUCCGAGUCAGCUUCUUCCAGCACUGCCACUCCUGCGACCGCAGCUGCAGGUAUCGCUACUUCUGGUUCGACCCUGAUUACUUCAGCUACUGCAAAGUCUACUCCAGCCACUUCGUCGUCUGCCACGUCCGUCAGCGGUGUUGGUAGCCAGACUACUGCUUCUUCGGCAGAGACUAGUGAAGAACCGACUGUCAAUGGCUUGAGCGUUGCUGCUCGAGCGGGAAUUGGUGCUGGUGCUGGUGUCGCAGUGGUCCUAUUACUCCUCCUAGGAUUAUGCAUGUUUAUGCGCCGUGGAAAGAACAAGAAGGCGGCAACGGCAGCAGCGAAUGGGCGUAUGCCUACUAUGCAAAUUUCCCAGCCUAUGCCAGGAUCAGGACGACAAUAUGCAGAUGACGUGCGCCAGACCGACCCGAAAUUGUCCAAGAUGUUCACGCCAUCGCCACAGGGUUCUCAAGGAAACCGCUCGCCUACAACACGCCCGUAUACGCCAUCUGUUGCAUCAUACUCUUCCGAGCUUGACGCAAAUGCACGACGAUACGAGGACCUCCUACCACGAACCCAGCCUCGUAACAUGAUUUAGAGAAACCAUUCCAUGUCCCAAGACUUGCAGCCCUGACUCGCUUUUAACCUCGAUACGUCCUGCUAGGGUUACUUUUAUUAUUCAUAUCUCCUGUUCUUUGUUCACGAAACAUGUUAACCACCACGGCAUUCCUAAUUGGGAUUUACUGUCGAAAACGAGGGCUCGUGUAGCCUAUCUUAUGUUUCCGAUCUGAUCUUGGGAGUCUGAAUGAGAGAGGGGGGAUUAAUGAGUUCGUGCUACUUUGACCAAUGUGUCCAUUUACGCAAGGGGAGGCUGGGGUUUAUUAGGUAAUAAAGAAAAGGCAGAUAAUGCAAGUAUAGGAACGAAGACUUACUUUGCUUUUUUACGUGGCAUCCUAUGGCAAUACUAUGUUUCCUGGUGAUUAUGUGGUUGCAUGUAAUGCUUUGCACUUCCUCACGGUUAGGCCUUCUUCAGAUGUUGCGUCUCAGGUAGUUUAUGGCCAAUGGGCCCAAAUAAGAUUGUUCCUGUCAAGUGAAACAUGAGUAGAUCCAGUAGUAUGUACUUAAUAUUGAUUAGGGUACGGAAUCGAUCCCUUCUCUGCCGAGUGAGUAUA